This is a messenger RNA of Gamsiella multidivaricata, 4290 nucleotides long. RefSeq names its product C2 domain-containing protein. The record is from RefSeq and is a predicted model, not a curated record. Bases 1 to 4290 code for a protein of 1429 amino acids. The transcript is spliced from 8 exons. Gene Ontology annotation, molecular function: lipid binding. Lineage: Eukaryota; Fungi; Mortierellomycota; Mortierellomycetes; Mortierellales; Mortierellaceae.
AUGGACCCCUUCACUGUACAGCAGCAAAACAACCGCGGACCGUCAACCGCGGAAGAGUUGCGUGUCGCGCCGCCUCUCGCAGAUAUUGACCAACCCCCUGUCCAAAUCCCAGGACAGGCGCGUUUGGACGACGCCGUGGGAAAGGCCGUUGGUGGAACUGUCAUUCCCUCGGACAUGCGCCCCACAGACAUGCCCUCGUCUACAAAGCUCGAUGCUGCAAAGGCAGACCUGCCAGCAGAGGAGCAGCCUCAGCAUCGUGCCAAUCCCCAGUCCACGCAGGUCGACCAAUCCUCCAAUAGCACCGAAAAGAAAAACAGCGAGGCUAAGGACGAGGACAAGAAGGAUGACAAGAAGGAUGAUAAGAAGGAGGUUCCCAAGGACAAGGUCGUUGGUGCCUAUCCAGUUGUCACCCGCAUUGGCUGGCUCGAGGCGUACAAGCGCACCGAUGGCCCUAGCAACGAAUUUCGCGACAAGUCCAUCUGGAUGGAGGAAUUUGCAAGCAGUGCUCUCUUUGGCGCCUUCUGGCAGAAUGCUGCUGCCGUGAUUACGCUCCCGGUUGUGUGCUAUGUAGUCUUCAAGCUGGGUGGUGGAUUCGUCUCCUUGAUUCUCAUCAUUGCUUUUGGAGCUACAUAUUACAAGAACUCCAUCCGCCGAUUCAGACGGAAUGCUAGGGAUGAUAUCACCCGUGAGCUGAUCCGCAAUUCACUCGAGAAUGACGCAGAAUCUACAGAGUGGAUUAACAACUUUAUGUCAAAGUUCUGGCUCAUUUAUGAGCCGGUACUGAGUGCUACCGUUGUCCAGACCGUGGACGGCAUCCUGGUGGACCAAACACCGGCAUUCUUGGACUCUAUUCGAUUGACGACCUUCACUUUGGGAACCAAGGCCCCACGUGUGGAGAGCAUCAAGACGUUCCCGAAGACCGAUCCCGACGUCGUGAUGAUGGACUGGAGAGUGUCGUUUACUCCCACAGAUGUCGAGGACAUGACUCCAAGGCAACUUCGCACUCAGAUCAACCCAAAGAUCUGUUUGACGAUCCGCGUAGGAGGCAAAAUGAUCGGUGCUGGAAUGCCAAUCUUGGUCGAGGACGUUUCUUUCCAGGGCUACAUUCGCCUCAAGCUGAAGUUGACAUCCAACUUUCCGCAUAUCAAGACCCUCGACUUCACUUUUCUGGAACCUCCGAUCAUUGAUUACGUCCUCAAGCCAGUUGGCGGUGAAACCUUUGGCAUGGAUAUUGCACAUAUUCCAGGCCUACACUCAUUUAUUCGCGACCAGACAAACGCCAUCCUUGGCCCUAUGAUGUAUGCUCCGAACGUGUACACUCUGGACCUUGAACAGAUGAUGAGUGGCGGAUCUGCGUUGAAUGCAGCCAUUGGUAUCGUUCAAUUCACGGUCUACAACGCCAAGGACCUUAAGAAUGCUGAGAUGUUGGGCAAAUCGGAUCCAUAUAUUAAGAUUCGUCUUGGCAACCGCCCCGAGCUUGCGUCGACUGCCGUUCAGAAGAACACCGUCAACCCGGUGUGGAACGAAACAAACAUCAUUCUGAUCAACAACCUCAACGAGGUCGUGUGCAUGGAAAUCUUUGACAAGGACAACGUCCGCAAGGAUCCCUCACUCGGUCAGGCCAAUUUUGAUCUAAAGUCGCUGGAGGAAGAUCCUGUGCAGGACGAUGUUUGGUGCAAAGUUCUUCGAAACGGCAAGGAGCGCGGCUCUGUUCGCAUUCGCGCCGCAUUCUUUCCUGUACAGAAACCUGAACCUAUUACUGAAGGAGGCGAGGCAGUCCCUGUCGAGUCCAACUCGGGUAUCUUGUCGAUGAACCUGGCACAGGCCAAAGAUAUUGCUCGCAGUGGCAAGACCAAGUCCCUGUGCCAGAUCUCCUUGAACGGCCGUAUCGUGCACGAGACAAAGAAGAUGCUUGGAGCAAGUCCAGCCUGGGGUGCUGACGUUGAUGUUUUUGUUACGGAUCUUCAGGCUGCUCAGAUCAAAGUGGAUGUCGUUUCAGAUGGUAGCGUUUUCGGCUCGUAUGGCGUCUCAGCUAGCAAGCUCUUGCAGGACACUGAAAACAAGGUCGAGUGGGCCACACUCAAUGGUGGCGAUAGUACUGGAAAGAUCAAGAUGACCGCUAUCUGGAAGCCGAUCCUCAUGGGAGAGGGCCUCAACCCGACCGUGCAUAAGCCCGCCUUUGGUGUGUUACGUGUGCAGUUCUUUGCUGGUCGCGACAUUCGAAACGUCGAGAUCGGAAGCAGCUCUGACCCUUACGUUGUCAUUACUGGAGAAAGAGGACUCGGUCAUGGACGCACCAAGGCGAUCGAAAACAACCUGAAUCCGGUGUGGAAUGAGAUUCACUAUGUGGCGGUCAACUCGGUUAAGCAGGUCUUUGAUUUUGAGGUCUAUGACUAUCAGAAGGUGACCAAGGACAGGACUCUCGGAAAGACAUCGUUCAACGUGAGUGAGGUCAUCGAAGAAUUACCCGACAAGGCCGGAUAUGUCGCUCGCCCAAAAGUGGAUCGAUGGGCACCGCUGAAGCAGAAGGGCGGCUCUAACAAGGGCGAGAUCCAUUAUGAGAUUUCUUUCUAUCCGUCUCUCGAUCUCGCUCAGGAGGCCACAGAGAACGAGCGUGCCGCUUCACCUCUUGCGUCUGUAACCGCGCCCAACUCCAACGGCGUGGCUCCUGAACAGGUUGCACCCUACAAUGUAGCGUCUGCAUCCUCGGCACCCAUGGAUAUGACUACCAACAAUGCCCCCACAACUUUGCACCCAGGGACCAUUUCCGCACGCGAAGAACUUGAGUACGACUCUGGAAUUCUCGUCACAACGUUGAUUGGCGCCGAUCUGGAUCGAUCUGGAGCAUACUGCGAGUUCUAUAUCGACAGCGACUACUACCAAUAUAAAUCGCAGGUCCAAAAGACCCGUGCCCCCAAGUGGAACGAAGUGGCCGAUAUUUUCGUCAAGGAGCUCGAGUACGCUAAGCUGACGGUUGUUGUCAAAGAAAAGUCCUCGAUGGAAAAGGAUCCCAUUAUCGGUGUGUUUACCAGUCAUGUCCGAUCAUUACUGGAGGACUAUCCUAAAGAUAUGGCGAGCCUUCCUUUGCUCGACAGGGGCAGCCAGCGAGGUAGCAUUCAGCUCAAGUUUAAAUACCUGCCUGUCCCGAUUGAGCUCUUACCCAAGGAGCGUCUCGAUAAUAUGGGCAACCUUACCAUUAACUUAAUCAGGGCCAGAAACUUGAUCGCAGCUGACCGCUCCGGUGCCAGCGAUCCAUACCUGAUCUUCAAGGUGAAUGGUAAAGACGUCUACAAGUCUGAGGUCAUCAAAAAGACUCUCAAUCCAGAAUACAAUGAGAAUUUUGUUCUCCCUAUUGUAUCCCGCGCAGACGACCAGCUGUCCUUUGAGGUCUUUGACUGGAACCAAGUGUCGACUGCAAAGUCCCUCGGAGUGGGCACAAUCGAUCUUCGUAGCAUCCAACUAGUUCUUCCCAAUGAUUUCCUGGUCCCUUUGCAGAAUAAGCACAAUCAGGGCGAGGUUCUGUUGCGUGUGAAAUUCAUGCCCGAGUUUCUGUCGUCCAACAAGCGCAAGUCGGGGUUCGGUGCAACGUUCCUGGGCGGAGGAGUGAACGCAAUCGGCCAUGCUGGAAUGGCAGGAGUGGGCGCUGUCGCUGGUGGAGUUGGUGCUGUAGGGCAAGGAGCGAUGGGUGUUACAGGAGCUGUCGGGAAGGGUGCGAUCAAGGGUGUCGGCGCAGUGGGUAAAGGCGUCUUUGGUGGUCUCUCUGCUGGUGCAUCUGCUGUUGGUCUUCAUAGACGAGCAGACAAGUCUGGAUCCCAACACGGCAUUGAUCCUUCCAGUUCAGCAGGCAUGGGUGCACCUGCAGUGAGUGCUGAUCAGUCGCAUGCAGUCGGUGCACCAGGUAAUCUGACUAUCCAUGUUGUUGAGGCAGACGGACUAUUGGGCGUCGACAGGAGUGGUUCUAGCGAUCCCUAUGUGAAGGUUGCAGUCAACGGACAAAGCGUGUUGAAGACCAAGGUGAAGAAGGAGACCCUUGCACCCAACUGGAACGAAUCUGUUGUCGUCAAAGUCCAGGGUGGACAUCCUAUUACAAUGAACUGCCUGGUCAAGGACCACAAUACCCUUGGUGGAAACAAGGACUUGGGCGACUGUGACAUUCCGGUGUGGGAAUACAUCCAGCCAGGAGCCGAAGGACCCUCAGGUCAAAACCGCGCCGAUUUCUGGGCAGCCCUGGGCGGUACUGGUGGACGACUCCAUCUUGCUCUCGAGUUUGAGCCGAGCUCUGGUCAGUAG